Molecule: messenger RNA, 642 nt
Organism: Caenorhabditis remanei
Lineage: Eukaryota; Metazoa; Nematoda; Chromadorea; Rhabditida; Rhabditidae
Exons: 4
Coding region: 1-642 (213 amino acids)
Source: RefSeq, a predicted model, not a curated record
AUGGCGGAUUCAGCAUCACCAGACAUAGAAGGAGAAUGUGUAGAAGGUAAAAAUAAAGACAUACCUUCAAAACCAAAGGUUCAAUGGAUCCCUUGGAGGGAGAAAUAUGAUUCGAAUUCUCUUUCUCAGUGUGAACGAGAACGAGAUGAAGCAGCAAACAAAGCAAGAACAAACUGUUUAUGGAAUAUGCUUGCGGCAGUCAUGGCUAUGCUGCUUAUUCUAUGCGUCACUAAAGAUGUAUUCGAAUUAAUCACUUCGUUUGAUCAAUCUUGGAUUGGUUUUAUUUAUGGAAUCGAGGUUUUUCUGUGCGCAGCUGUAAUCAUUCAUUUAUUUUGGGAACGCCAACGAAUCAAAACCGAACCCCCUGUGAAAACCCAAGAUAUGGAAAAUGCUCAUCAUGAUUCUGAAGAAAUUAAGUCAAUAAUUAAACAAACUGAUGCAUUAAAAAAUCAUCACACCUUCUGGUGUACUGAUCGAGACACUUCUGAAGAGCGACCUCGAGAGUACAUUUCACUCUGCAAGACCUACACUCCAACUGUCGAUCCUGCUCUUCGUGAGCGUAUUGUGGAAGCUUACGUCGAAAUUUGCAGAGAUGCUCGUUACUCAUCGGAACCAACAUUUGUGUCACUAAGAAUGACCUGA